Messenger RNA from Arabidopsis thaliana (thale cress), 1149 nucleotides. Its product is annotated as F-box associated ubiquitination effector family protein. The transcript has a single exon. The coding region runs from base 142 to 1149 and encodes 335 amino acids. The record is from RefSeq and is marked reviewed. Lineage: Eukaryota; Viridiplantae; Streptophyta; Magnoliopsida; Brassicales; Brassicaceae.
CGAGGGAGAUACUAAUGAGACUACCUGCAAAAUCUAUCGUAAGAUUUCGUUGUGUAUCAAAACUAUGGUUGUCUAUAACCACCCAACAAAAUUUCAUCAAUUCAUUUGCGCUUCGACAAUCAUCAAAAAUUUCUUACUUUUAUGGCCAAGGAUGAUCAGCAUAAGCAAGUCUUGUACAUGUUGUCAUUUCAUGAGAACUUUAAAAGUUAUUCUGAUGUGAACAAUUUUCAUAACAUGCCCCCUACAGAAGAUUGCCAUUACUACAACUAUAGUGCUUCUGUCAAUGGUUUGGUCACUUUCAGGAACAAUACAGAGAUUGUAAUCUGGAACCCCACCAUGAAAGAACAUAUAACCUUGCUUCAACCUAAAAUCUCUAAGCCCCUAAAAAUCUAUUUAGGAUAUGAUCCUAAGGAGAAUACAUAUAAACUUCUAUCGGUGGCAAAUUUAAAUACGCUAUGGGACGACUAUCAAAAGCCUCAUAUUCUUACAUUAGGAUCUCAAGAAUCAUGGAGGGUGAUAAAAAACAGCCCUGAUCAUAAACCUACAAGUAGGUAUUAUUGCAUCAACGGAGUUGUGUACUAUAAUGCAUAUAUAUCAUCUGAAGAACAUCGACGUGGCCAUAACACUGUCCCUGCGUUUACCAAAGAAUUCGAGCUAGGUGUGAGAGUGAAGCAUAUUAUUAUGAGUUUUGAUGUGAGGUCUGAAAAGUUCAAAUCAAUUCAAAUACCUAGUAGUGGGCACCAAUAUGAACUAAUGUGUUAUAAAUCUCUAAUGAGUUACAAAGGAAAAUUAGCAUGGGUUUGCUGUAAUUCAAAUAUUAUCAAAUUAUGGGUUUUGUUGGAUGCUGGAAAACAAGAAUGGUCAGAAAAUGAAUUUGUUUUACCUAGUUUGCCUCAAAGAGAUUUGCUUGGGAGUGCUAGGUUAAGUGGUGCCACUAGUACUGGUGAGUUUAUCUAUGUAUCGGGAAAACAUUUCAAAGACAUUUCGGCUUUUUAUUACGAUCCCGUGAGAAAGACUAUCACAAGUGUCAAAGGACUUUAUUAUGAGGAAUUUAGGUGUUGUUAUGGAUUUAGUAACGAUGAGAUGGCUUGUCUUCGAUCUUAUCCGAAUCAUAUUGAAAGUCUCAUGUCUCUUAGGAACAUCAUGUGA